Messenger RNA from Effrenium voratum, 504 nucleotides. The record is from the annotation of a GenBank genome assembly. Lineage: Eukaryota; Dinophyceae; Suessiales; Symbiodiniaceae.
AGCCGUUUGUGCUGCGAAGCUUCUUCUUGACUGCUCGUAUCAGGGUCGGGCUCGGGUUGGUCAUGAGUCGGCAUGAUCAAGGGCAUUGGUCGUGGUCAGGAAACAAGUAUCGCUCGGCGGAAACCGAGCUGCUGAGCGAGAACUCGCAACUCAAGGUUCAAGCGGCGCAGCUCCAGGACACUGUGCAGCAUCUGAAAGAGACGAAUGCAAAGGACGCUCAAACGUCCCAGGCUCGGCGUCAAGAGUAUUCCGCCAAGAUUGCACUGAUGACCGCAAAACUCCAGGACACAGAUGGUAAAUUGGACCUCUCCACCGAGCUCGCUCGGGAGCGCAAGGCGCAGAUCGCUGAUUUGCAAAGGCAGAACAAGGACUUGGAGAAAAAACUGAAAGGUGCCCAACAGCGGGCUGCUCGUGCCGAAUUGCAGAUCGUUGGCAUGGAGGAGCCCAAACGGCGUUCCAAGAAGGCCAAGGCUGAGUAGUCGCGCGCCAACAGAUGCUGUUGCC